This is a messenger RNA of Momordica charantia (bitter melon), 1166 nucleotides long. RefSeq names its product zinc finger A20 and AN1 domain-containing stress-associated protein 1. Gene Ontology annotation, biological process: proteasome-mediated ubiquitin-dependent protein catabolic process. Gene Ontology annotation, molecular function: DNA binding; zinc ion binding. The record is from RefSeq and is a predicted model, not a curated record. NCBI's taxonomy places the organism in Eukaryota, Viridiplantae, Streptophyta, Magnoliopsida, Cucurbitales, Cucurbitaceae.
UCGGGCAUGUGAUCAAACGGCUGAAAAUCGAGGUGCAAUGGACCGGCGCCGUAUUGUAGCAUUGCACCGACAUUGAAACCGGGGGGAGCGCCGUGGAAAUAACAAUAAACAAGGGGUGGGUUGCGCAAUUAGUAAUUCAUCUUUAUCGCUCCGUCAGCCCCUAAACCUCAACGUAAUCGGUUUCUCUACGUUUAUUCGUUUUCUUACUUUUUCUUCACCCCGUGGGUUUUCUGAAUCUUUGAUAAUAUUCUGAUUCUCCGAUUCGAAUUCGCUUCUUUUGGGGAGGUUUUUUGGAGUUUUGAGUUGCUUCGAUCUUCUGUUGGCUUAAGAGCGAAUUGAGCGAUUACGUUCGAAGAAGUAUGGGUUCGGAACAGAACGAUGGCACAAGCUACCAGCCAACGGAGCCGAAGCUCUGCGCGAACAACUGCGGUUUCUUUGGUUCAGCGGGAACGGAGAAUCUCUGCUCGAAGUGCUACAGAGACUCGCGUAUAAAAGAAGAGCAGGCGGCUUCGGCCAAAGUAGCCAUGGAGAAAUCCCUUCAGUCCAAAAUAUUGAAGCCGUCCGAAGGCAAUUCUUCAGUCGUCGUCGCCGAUUCUCUACUCGAUUUAGCAUCACCGUCGUCCUCCUCCGGAAUAUCUCUCGGCAGUUCCAACAAAUCGCCGUCGCCGGAGAUUCCAAAUCGGUGCUUGAGCUGCAAUAAGAAGGUGGGAUUGAUGGGGUUCAAGUGCAAGUGCGGGCGGACCUUCUGUGGAACUCACCGGUACCCGGAGAAGCACGAUUGUGGUUACGACUUCAAAAGUAUUGGUCGGGAGGAGAUCGCCAUGGCCAACCCCGUAGUGAAGGCCGACAAGGUCGAAAGGUUCUGAGUAGGAAUUCAGCGUCGAAUUGGUAAAAAAUUUAAUGGGUUUGCUCUUCUUCGUCUUCUUGGUUCUUCUUUUGUCCCUGUUUAUUUGGUUGGGUUUAUUUGAAGGGAUUGGGUAGCUCUUUGUUUGGUUUGCUGGAAAGUUUAGCGACUUUGGUUUCCACAAUAAUGGAGUUUGAUCCCUUUCGAUUCUGGUUUCCUUUUCGUUUCGAGUAACGUUUACUCCAGUCUGUGUAAAGAAUUAGACACUGUUUUUAUUAACUUGAUCGUAGAUGAACAAGCAUUCUUCACCAUUCUUCUUUGA